AUGUUGCUUUCCUUCGUUUCAAUAGCUAGGAGUACUGUGCAAACGCUUAGUUAUACUCAAAUGGUUGAUCAUUUCGCUAGAAAACCGACUUAUUUCACUCAAAGGUAUUUUGUAAAUUCAGAUUACGCAAAUAAAUCAAGAAACAUCAUUCUUUAUCUUGGAGGAGCAAAUGAAUUAGAUCCAAACGAAAUAACACCAGGCCCAAUUCUUGAAAUUGCAAGUCAAACAAAAUCAGUUAUUAUCGGUCUUGAGCAUAGAUACUUUGGAAAAUCAGUUCCGACUGUGAAUAUGUCCCAAUUUAAUAUGCAAUACUGUUCAGUACCUCAAGCAAUUCUUGACAUUAAAUCUUUUGUUUUACAAGGAAAGAUUCGCAAUGAUUACUGUACCGAGCCUGACUUUUGCAAGUUCUUCCUUAUGGGAAAAGGAUACGGUGGUGGCUUGGCUACGUGGGCUUCAACCGGAUUUAAGAGAUUUUACUUAGGAGCGUGGGCAUCAUCAGCGCCAUUAGUGUCCAUAAACACAUUUACACAAUACGAUCAAAAGGAAGCUUAUUUCCUGGGUAAUAUUACUAUUGAAGCAACAAAUUGUUAUAAAGUGAUGCAUGAUGUGUAUAAUACAAUUGAAACUGUUGUCGUUGCUAAAAACGAAUCUACUAAGUACAUGAUGCAGAAUUUCAGUAUCCCUGACGCUGAAAAUUUCAUGAAUAAUACUGUAGAUUUCUUAUACAUGUUUUCUGAGGCAAUGUCUCGAGGAAUAAGGAAUUCUUCAAACGUAGAACAUAUUAACAAUAUGUGUAAGGAACUACAUCAAUUUAAACCAUGCUUUGCUACUGAACUUAUUAAAAUACUUUCAAAUUACACAAAAAUAUUCACUAAUAACUCAUUCUACGAUCUUAGACCACAACUAGGACUUGAAUAUGGUCCAAUGCGUCCUUAUUUCCAAUUGAAAUGCCAUGAUUUGGGCGGAUUUCCUGUUUCAAAUGGAAAUUUAAGGAGUCCAUUAUUAAAUUCAUCGUAUUACAAUGAUCAAAUAUGCUUAAGAUUCCUCGAAAGAACACUUCCUGAUCCAGAUAUAUUCAACAGACUUCAUUUAGGUACUGAUCCACAAACUGAAAACAUUAUUUUCACUAUUGGCGAAUACGAUCAAAAUAUAGAUAUUUCUUGCACAACAAAUAAUACAGAUUAUAAUAGAUUUGCUUUUAUUAUCAAAAAUGCUGGAUUUGCUGAAGAUUUCGAGCCGGAUUAUGAUGCAAGACAAGAUGAUUUAAAGUUUAUUACUGGUCUAGCAAUCAACAAAGCUGUUGAAAUUAUUAAUAAUGGGCAAUACUUCAACAUGUUUUAUGUUGAAAUUAUAGUUGGAACAAUUUCUGCUGUUAUUCUGUUGUUUACUAUUUUAUUAAUUAUACUUUGUGUGAGCAAAUCUGGCGGAAAACCAGAUUUAUCAACACAGCCAUUGAUAUCUCAAAACUUGAACUAA
This is a messenger RNA of Trichomonas vaginalis G3, 1476 nucleotides long. Its product is annotated as serine-type peptidase protein. Gene Ontology annotation, molecular function: dipeptidyl-peptidase activity; serine-type exopeptidase activity. Gene Ontology annotation, biological process: proteolysis. The coding region runs from base 1 to 1476 and encodes 491 amino acids. The transcript has a single exon. The record is from RefSeq and is a predicted model, not a curated record. NCBI's taxonomy places the organism in Eukaryota, Parabasalia, Trichomonadida, Trichomonadidae.